Plasmodium vivax (malaria parasite P. vivax) is the source of this 1872-nucleotide messenger RNA. RefSeq lists its product as hypothetical. The coding region runs from base 1 to 1872 and encodes 623 amino acids. Gene Ontology annotation, molecular function: tRNA binding; S-adenosylmethionine-dependent methyltransferase activity. Gene Ontology annotation, biological process: tRNA wobble uridine modification. NCBI's taxonomy places the organism in Eukaryota, Apicomplexa, Aconoidasida, Haemosporida, Plasmodiidae. The record is from RefSeq and is a predicted model, not a curated record. Gene Ontology annotation, cellular component: cytoplasm; nucleus. The transcript is spliced from 13 exons.
AUGAAUUUUGUGAAGGUGUCCCUCGAUUCGUACCCCGUCAAGUACUACAACCGAACGCACAAAGUGACCAACACGCUGAGGCUGAAGGGGAUAGGGCUGCUAACCUGGGCGGAAGAGGACAUCAAACGCUUCUUUCAGAGGCUGGACUUGACCUUCAUGGUCUACAUGAUUCUCCAGCAGGACGUCGUGUACGUGGAAUUUUACAAAAAGAAGGACUCCUCCUACGUCUUCAAUCUUUUCAACCACAACCCCCCCAAGGGACAGCUGGAGCGCAAACGGGACAUCCGGGCGGAGUAUGUGAAUGUGCGCUACGACAUUAAGGAGGACUCCCCCACCGUCUAUUCGCGGGACGUCUCUCGCCUGGUGGGCGGCCUCCCUGGAAGGGAAGCCACAACAGAAGUCAAAGGAGAAGCCAACAGUCAGUGUGAAACCAAUAGCCAGCAUGAAACCAACUGUCAGAGCGAACCCCACAGCGAGAGCGAUCUCCGCGCUGCUAACAGCGGGGGGGACGUUUCCAUCCAAGCGGACGCUAUCGGCGAGGACUUUUCCGAAGAGGUCAUUCGCACGUACGAGGAGGAGCAGUGGCUUAAGUACACCAAGAACGACGAGAUCAACCUGUGCCACUACUUCUGCCGGAGCACGCCGAACAAAAUCUACAAAUCCUACUGCGUCCCGGACCCCCGCCUGUUCUUCUCUCGGGAGUGCCUGGACCGCAUAGGGGUCCUCCUGGACGGCCGACAGCCAAACCAGAUUUCCUUCUUGAAAUGUCACGUGAAUAAGGCCGUAGAGUAUGUCAUCGAGUCGAGGCACAUUUUCCAGGACGAAAUAGCCUUCCUAGUUAUGAAGAACGACUUGCCCAUGUCCUUCCUGGACAUUCGAAAGGAAACCAAAACGAACCUACUUGUGGCGAAAAACACCCUCAUCAGGAUUAAGGGCAGAAGGAGGUACGAACUGAUUUGGGGGAUCCCCAAGAAGAAGACGCUUCCGCUGGAGGGGGAGACGAUGCGCCGGAAGGACAGCUACCUACUCAUCUUCCGCUUCAUUGACGAGCCCAGCGUGCGGAAAAUGCUAACGCAGAAGCACAGGAACCAGAAGGUGAAGGACGAGCCGCAGGAGAAGAGCUGCGUCCCGGUGGAGGUUGGGCAGGACAACUCGGAAAGCAUCGAGCGGACGUACGUCCUCGACGUGUAUAAUAAGAUAGCGCAGCACUUUUGCUACACCAGAUACAAAUCCUGGAACAACGUGGAAAGCCUCAUCAACGAGGAGCAGGAGGGGAACCUAAUCAUUGACGUGGGGUGUGGCAACGGCAAGAAUGUGCAGGUGUCAUCCAAGUACUUUUUCAUUGGCCUCGAUUUCAGCUGGCACCUUUUGAAGCUCGCCCAGAGGAAGUGGAACUCCGAUUUGUUUCUGGCCAACUGCGUCAGCAUCCCUUUGCGAUCGAACAUAGCCGACCUGUGUAUCUCCAUCGCGGUCAUCCAUCACAUCGGCACGCACGAAAAAAGACGAAAGGCCGUGGCUGAGAUGGUCCGAUGUACCAAAGUUGGGGGGAGAAUCCUCAUAUACGUCUGGGCCUACGAACAGCAGGAGAACGUCGUGGGCAACCGGAAGUUUGAUUCCCAAGACAUUUUCGUGCCCUGGUACCUUCAGCCGCAGCACACCCUGGAAGGCAGUGAAGACGUGAAUGCAGCAGAAGCGGCCGAGAGGGAAGUCCUCCACCCAGCCAAAAAGGAUCUGCAGAAGCUGCAGAGGUACUACCACGUGUUUCGGAAGGAGGAGCUCCACGACAUGUGCCUGAGCAUCAGCGGCGUCCGCGUGGAAGAUUUUUUUUUUGAUACCAACAACUGGGCCAUUCUCCUGAGGAGAGUUGCAUGA